GGGGCCCCCGCAGAUCUCCAGAACGUUCCCUCCCCACUGCAUACGCACAUAUACACAAUGAGAGCCACCUACCCAAGAAUGAACUCUGCGAAGAACGCAUCCCUCUUCAAGGUCCCACCUGAGUUAUACCCAUUGUACGCCGCAUGUUUCGUGGUUUGUUGCUCCGCAACCUACUUCAGUUUCAAGAAGUUGACCACCGACAGAACCUUGAAGCUGGGCAGAGAAAUCCCACAGUUCGACGACAAGUUGGAAGAAGCCUUGGCCAAGAAGGAAUAGAUGAGCUAUUUUCGAUCCCCCAUUGGACACUACUACUAUUAUUCUAUCCUUUUACUUGCCACUUUUUGGACUUCUUUCUUCUUCU
Messenger RNA from Pichia membranifaciens NRRL Y-2026, 361 nucleotides. RefSeq lists its product as hypothetical. The record is from RefSeq and is a predicted model, not a curated record. The transcript has 2 exons. Bases 58 to 276 code for a protein of 72 amino acids. NCBI's taxonomy places the organism in Eukaryota, Fungi, Ascomycota, Pichiomycetes, Pichiales, Pichiaceae.